UCAACGGCUCAGAUCAUCUAUCUUCCUCUUAUGAUCGAUCGAUCUCAAUUCAAAUUCCGCCUUUCUUUCUCUCUCUCUUCUCCUCUCUAUAAUCGAUUUGUGUUCUUCUUCUUCUUCUUCUUCUUCGUCUGGAUUACAUUCUGGAUUUAGUGGAUCUGCUGCUUCUACUCUGAGCCUUACUGUGGAUUGAAUCGGAUGAGCAUAGUGUCUCCCUCUUCUUAAGGUCUCUUCUGAAGAUCAAAAUCUACUCUUUCCAACUUCUCUUUGAUUUUGUUUAGGAAAAGUUCGAAGCUUUGUUGUGUGUUUGGACCCAAUCUCAUCACCUGAAGUUAAUUUCUGCCUUCUUCAAUCUCAAUUUGUUGCAUUUAAUAUUCGCCGUUUUGAAUUUUAGCUUCUGCAUUGUGCUAGGCUUGUAACGAGACGAAAGACACUGGCUUUGGGGUGUGUUGUAUUGUUUCUCUUGCUAAGAAUGAAGAGUGAGAUGAAAGCCCCCACUAUUCCACACGAAGGAAGCAAGAAAGGGAGUCACGGGAGGCCAUGUGGUCCUGCAAGACGAUCCACCAAAGGACAAUGGACCGCCGAAGAGGACGAAGUCUUGUGCAAAGCUGUUGAGCGUUUUCAAGGAAAGAACUGGAAGAAGAUUGCUGAAUGUUUUAAAGAUCGGACUGAUGUCCAGUGUCUUCAUAGAUGGCAAAAGGUCCUGAACCCAGAGCUUGUGAAAGGGCCGUGGUCAAAAGAGGAGGAUGACACAAUAAUUGCUCUGGUGGAAAAAUAUGGGCCAAAGAAAUGGUCUACUAUUUCUCAGCAAUUACCUGGGCGCAUUGGAAAGCAAUGUAGGGAAAGGUGGCAUAACCAUCUUAACCCUGGCAUUAAUAAAAAUGCAUGGACCCAGGAAGAGGAACUGACUCUUAUUCGUGCACAUCAGAUUUAUGGGAAUAAAUGGGCAGAGCUAACUAAAUUUUUGCCAGGAAGGUCAGACAAUUCAAUAAAAAAUCACUGGAACAGCUCAGUUAAGAAGAAACUGGAUUCCUACUACGCAUCAGGUCUUUUGGAUCAGAGUCAAAGCUCGCCACUCAUUCCCAUCCAGACCAAUUCCAUAGCUUCAUCUUCCUCGUGGAUGCACAGCAGUGGAGAUGAAGGUAAUUUCAGGCCAGGGGCUGAUGCUGAAGAAUCAGAAUGCAGCCAGGCUUCAACUGUUUUCAGCUGUUCACAAUCGACCAAUGAUUUAUUAGAUGAGGCUAAACCUGCAAACGAAGAAUUCUACACUCCUGUGUUGCCUGCAGGAACAGAGCAGCAAAUCUCAAACUCUCCAUCUCAUGCAGAAUCGUACUACCCUUCCUUUGAAGAUGUAAAAAUUGUUCUCCCCGAGAUUUCUUGUGAAGCAGAAUCCUCAAAGGAGUAUCAGAAUCAUAAUGGUUUAACCGAGGUUAGAACUACCGCAGCUACAGAGGAUCACUUGCAGGCUGUAUGUAAUAAUGAUAAACAGGACCGUGAUCUAGACUGUCCUCAGUUAUUGGGAGAUGAAACAAAUGAAGCAUGCCAAGCUUUUCAAAAUUCAGUCAGAAUAAGUGAUCAACCUUCUUUGCCAAACUCGGACACAGAUAUGCAUCCACAACCUCAAACUUUGAUCACGGACGAGGAGUGCUGUAGGGUUCUUUUCACAAAUACUACGGAAGAUAACGGUGUAGCUUCUAAUGCGCAAGGGCAGAACUUGGUUGAUCCUCAAAAGGGCAAAGGAUCCAUUCCAGCUUCUGAAACUGAAAACAUUCCAGCUUUAUCCUGGCAUCCUUCAAAUUGUAAGGAUUCUGUUCAAGAUUGUCACCUUCUUGAAGCUACUGCAUUAGAACAUAAAGUGGAUACAAAUGAUAGUUUCAUCGACACUGAUGGACAUGUAACUUCCCAUGGAAAUGAUGAUAAUGAAGGUAUCCCAGACCAGCAGAAGCCGUCUUAUAUUCCCAAGGAUUCUUUGAAGCUAGUACCCCUGAAUAAUUUUACUUCUCCUGCUAGAGUGAAUAAGAUUAAUUUUCCUGUUAACGACAAGCCAGCUGAAAAAGACAAAGGAUCUCUUUGUUAUGAACCUCCACGGUUCCCAAGUGCAGAUAUUCCUUUCUUCAGCUGUGAUCUUGUUCCAUCAAAUAGUGACUUAAGGCAAGAGUACAGCCCCUUUGGUAUCCGCCAGUUGAUGAUGAAUUGUACAACUCCGUUAAAGCUAUGGGAUUCACCGUGUCGUAAUAAGAGCCCUGACGUCAUGCUUAAAGAUGCUGCCAAAAGUUUCAGUGGUACACCAUCCAUCUUGAAGAAGCGGCAGCAUCGGGACUUGAUGUCGCCUGUGCUUGAUAGGAGAAAAGAAAAAUUGCUGAAAAGUGCUGAGGCUUCCUCCUUGGCUAAAGACUUUUCACGCUUAGAUGUUAUGCUUAAUCAUUGCAAUUCCUCUAUUUUGUCAGAACGUCCUGACAAUAAAAAUGAAUAUGCCUCCUCUUCCGAAGCCAAAAAGGACCCAAAGGAAACCUUGGAGGCAGGAGUGACUUCAGUUAAAAUUGACCAAGAAACUCGUAGAAGUUUGGUUUACUGUAAUGAUGUUGAGAUGCAACUGAGUUCUCCUGAUAAAAGUGGAUCGAGACCAGAUAACAAAGUGAAUACAACUGCGUCAGAACCUCCAUUCACUGUAGACUCUAUUCCUUUAUCAACAAUCGCAGGAAACAAAACCAACACUGCAGAGAGUAGUUUUGAUAUUAUUGAAAACUGUAGCAUAUUUGAUGGAACUCCGUUCAAAAAACUCCUUGAUACCCCAUCACCAUGGAAAUCCCCUUUACUCUUUGGUUCUUUCUUGCAAAGCCCAAAGUUACCUUCAGACAUUACAUUUGAGGAUAUUGGGUGCUUUAUGAGUCCCGGAGAUAGAAGCUAUGAUGCCAUAGGACUGAUGAAACACUUGAGUGAACACACAGCUACAGCUUAUGCAGAUGCUUUGGAAGUCUUGGGUAAUGACACACCUGAAACAAUACUCAAGAAGAGACAGAUGAACAAGUCUAUUCAAGGGAAAGAAAAUCAGCUUUGGCCUCACGAUCAACUGGAAAACCGUUCCCAGGUGGAGCGUCGCGCCUUGGACUUCAGCGAUUGUGGAACACCGGGGAAAGCAAAGGUAUCCUCGGCUUCUCCAGGCGGCUACUCGAGCCCAUCAUCUUACCUUCUGAAGAGUUGCAGAUAGAAAAGGCUGCUUUUGUUGAUAGAUCUCUGAAGGGACAUUCAUUAUCCCCUUCAAUUUUUUUGAUCAUCCUAUAUAUGUACUGUAUGUCUUAUUUUAAUCUCUUCAUUAAAAAAUUUCUUCUUUGUAAUGUGUGUAGAUCUUGCAACUCUGGACAUGAUACACUUGAUUAAAUAGCGAAAAAGAUAUUUGUUCUUAAUAAAUUAACUUCUACA
This is a messenger RNA of Brassica napus (rape), 3417 nucleotides long. Its product is annotated as transcription factor MYB3R-1-like. Gene Ontology annotation, molecular function: RNA polymerase II cis-regulatory region sequence-specific DNA binding; DNA-binding transcription factor activity, RNA polymerase II-specific. Gene Ontology annotation, biological process: regulation of DNA-templated transcription. Lineage: Eukaryota; Viridiplantae; Streptophyta; Magnoliopsida; Brassicales; Brassicaceae. Bases 470 to 3205 code for a protein of 911 amino acids. Gene Ontology annotation, cellular component: nucleus. The record is from RefSeq and is a predicted model, not a curated record. The transcript has 12 exons.